CGCGCUCCAUCGCCACGGCGCCGCGCAGACCCUCCAUCUUCCAGCUCGGCUCGGCCGCUCGCCCCGGCCCUGGGGUCGCGCUUCUCUCGGGACUCCUGCCCGCCCCCAGCCCCGGGCCUCCGCCGCUCUGCUGCCUGGAUCUCCCUCCCCCGCCACACACACUCACACGCGUCCGCGAGCGCACACGCGCGCGCGCACACACACACACACUCACACUCACGCUCAAACUGACACGCCAGCGAGCCGCUGGCCGCUCAAUGGACCGAUUUCCCCGGGUUCCCUGAUCCCAGUCCAGCCCGGGAUGAGAAAUUGCAAAAUGGCCCGGGUCGCCAGUGUGCUGGGGCUGGUCAUGCUCAGCGUCGCCUUGCUGAUUUUAUCGCUCAUCAGCUACGUGUCCCUGAAAAAGGAGAACAUCUUCACCACUCCCAAGUACGCCAACCCAGGGGCGCCCCGAAUGUACAUGUUCCACGCGGGAUUCCGGUCACAGUUUGCGCUGAAGUUUCUAGACCCGUCAUUUGUGCCCAUUACGAAUUCUCUCACCCAGGAACUCCACGAGAAACCUUCUAAGUGGACAUUUAAUCGGACAGCGUUUUUGCAUCAAAGGCAAGAAAUUCUUCAGCAUGUCGAUGUAAUAAAAAAUUUUUCUUUGACCAAGAAUAGUGUUCGGAUCGGACAACUGAUGCACUAUGAUUAUUCCAGCCAUAAAUAUGUUUUCUCUAUUAGCAAUAACUUCCGAUCACUGCUUCCAGAUGUGUCACCCAUUAUGAAUAAGCAUUACAAUAUUUGUGCUGUGGUUGGAAAUAGUGGGAUCCUGACAGGGAGCCAGUGUGGACAAGAAAUAGAUAAAUCAGAUUUUGUUUUUCGUUGCAAUUUUGCCCCUACGGAGGCUUUCCAAAGAGAUGUUGGAAGGAAAACCAACCUUACCACCUUCAACCCCAGCAUUCUGGAAAAAUAUUACAACAAUCUUUUGACCAUUCAGGAUCGUAACAACUUUUUUCUCAGUUUAAAAAAGCUUGAUGGGGCCAUUCUUUGGAUCCCUGCAUUUUUUUUCCACACUUCAGCAACUGUUACCAGAACAUUAGUUGACUUUUUUGUUGAACACCGAGGUCAGUUAAAAGUCCAGUUGGCUUGGCCUGGAAAUAUAAUGCAGCAUGUCAACAGGUACUGGAAAAACAAACAUUUGUCACCCAAACGGCUGAGCACAGGUAUUCUUAUGUACACCCUUGCAUCAGCAAUAUGUGAAGAGAUCCACUUGUAUGGAUUUUGGCCUUUUGGAUUUGACCCCAACACAAGGGAAGAUCUUCCAUACCAUUACUAUGACAAAAAAGGAACCAAAUUUACCACCAAGUGGCAGGAGUCCCACCAGCUGCCUGCUGAGUUUCAGCUGCUGUAUCGAAUGCAUGGGGAAGGGCUGACCAAACUGACUCUGUCACACUGUGCCUAAGAACUCCGAAUGGGAAGUGCCCGAUGGCUGUUUAAAGAAGUGCCCCAAAUCAAACUGAAUAGUCUUCUACCUAGAACCCCAGAGACUGUCUUAUAAGGCUUGUCUGCCACUUAAAUGAAAAGAUGUCUUCUUUUGCACUGCUCUUUGAAUGGUCUUAGCCAAUUUUGCAGGACAGAUGCACUGAAACUAUGUGAUUUAAACCUGAUUGAUGAAGGGAAUGUUGCAUUCGGAAGUAUGCUGCUAACAAAAUGGUUUGAAGUAUUUCCGUGUUUGUAUUUUAAUAAUAAACUGCUCCUGUGUCAAUGAGGACAAGAACUAUAGUUUUCUACAGCUCUGCUGAAGUAUAGUCCUCAUAAUCACAGGCCUCUGGCCAAUUGGGGCAGGAUCUGUUUAGCCAGUGGGAGCAAACUCUUCAGAAUGAAAACAAAAACCCCCUCUUCUCUUCUCUUUUCUUUUCUCCCCCUUCUUCCUCCUCCUCCUCCUCCUCUCUCUUUCUCUCUCUUCCUCCCUCUUCUUUCUAUCAUGUCUCUUCCUCUCCAUGCAGCCAUGUCCCUUGCCCCAUCACCAUGGAGUUUAAUAAUUUGCUAGGAAUCUUAUUGAAUUAGCUUUGCUUGUAUGUUUGCCUCUGUAUUUGAUGUGUUAAAGGCUGUAGGUCACUUUGAUAUUUCAUGACAAACUGAGCAAAUCAUGUUGAAUCCCCACAUGAUUAAUUUUAUAAGAAAUGCCUCUUAUAAAGUCCUCACUUGUCCAUAUGGUCAUUCAGCAGAAGGGUGGUCCCACUGGGGUGAGUGGAAUACAAUGCAGUGCAUCUUUCACUAUCUUAAAGAAACCCUGUGGCAUGGAUGGCAUUGCAUAUCUUGGCAUGAGUACAAUCAUGGCAGACAGUAUCACUGUGGCCUCAUCUGCAAGGGCCUUCUAGCCUACCUCUGAUGGUCCCAGUCCAAGCACUGGGCUGGGUAUCCUCUCAGAAUAUAGAGGCAAUGAGUCAGCUGAAUAGCCUGUGACACAUACAGGAAAAUAAAGAAUACUUUAAGAGUGGUUAUGGAAUCCUGUACACUGCAGAGCUGUAACCAUGUUACCUGAUCAGAGCCUUGGAGAACCAGCAGGGUUGGAGUGAAAGAGAAAGCCUGAAGUUGGCCAAGCACCCACCAUGUGAAUAAUGCUGGAGUGAGAUUGUCUCAGUACGGUGCCCUCCACCACCAGUCCAGAACUGCUUGUUCACUUUGAGACAGUUUUAAACACUAGAUAAUCCCAAUCCACUGAAAUCAGAUCUAUAUUCCUAUAAAUUAAGCAUUUCCAAAGGGAAAAGCCAUUGUACAAAAUAGCCCUUGAAAUUUGAGAUUAUGUAGACUUGUCAUGAAGGAGUUAGCCAGCCAUUCUCCUUUUCAUUAUUUCAGCCUUCAAAGUAGAAAUCACAUCACUCCUAUCCUUAGAUUUUUACUGAGCACACUUUGUUCUUCCAGUUCAGCCCAAAGUCUGGCCAAGUUGAUGUUAAAUUUUAAUAAGAAUUUCUUUUCUGUUUCCAAAUGCCAGUCAAACACAUUUGUUUUAUGUUUGAGUGGGAUACCUCAUUGUUUGCCAGAAACUUCAUCUAAACUGCUUGCAUGUGACAAAUAUGGUUAAAACUAAUUGCUGUUGCUCACUCAUCAGCACAUUACCCCUCUUUGAAAAGAUAUAAUCAUGCCUAAAAUUAAACAAAAUACAAUAAGCAGAGACAGCCAUGUUCUGCCUGGUCCUAAAGAUGAAUUGUUCUUUUCAGGAAGAUAAUCAGAGCAGCUUUCAUAGAUCCAGAUAUUAACUAGUGAAAGAAAAACCACUCAGGUCAUCCCCAGUGGUGACACAUCUUACAGUAUCAUGUGAAUAUCAGUUAUCCCAAUAGAUGCAAAAAAAAUAGGAAUAGACAUUUCAACAUAGGAAAUAAAAACCAACUCUAUGUCUCAAAUAACUAUAAGGCCAGAUAUAUAAAAGGUUUUAAAAUUCAAUGGUGCAACUUUAUGGGCAUCAAAACCAAAUCAUGUUUCUUCCUUAGUUGUCACUUUAAAGAGGUUGAAAGAGGUCAUUGAAGCCGUACUACCAUUCUCGCUAUGCUUGGUUAAUGUUGUGAGAUUUAUAACUGACUGAAGUAUGUAGCCGGCUGUCCCUAAGCACUUAGUUCAUUUGGUUAUAGCUAAGUGAUACUAAUGCCAGUAUUACCCAGGCCAGAUACUGACUCUGGGGUUUUAGUCCUAAUGUGCCCAGUAUUUUUUUAGUGAAUGCAGAUGAAUAGACACUUUGAUGUAGGAGAUUAAAGGCAUAAAAGACCAGAAUCCCUAAAACCAGUACAUUGUUCCAAAGUGGACUAUUUAAAUUUGAAUCUCAUCCCAGUGCCAAAUUUCUUGUUUUUUAAGUUCAGAAAUAUUUUUAAAAGUUUAAUGCACACUUGCUCUAUCUUUACCUUAGAAUGGGAAGACUUUCUCACCCCACCCCACUAUCAUCUCAACUAUAAAUUUGAGAGGAACUCAAAAUAGUAGGGAAAUGGACUUUUCUCCAGAGCUAGAAAGGCUUAGAGGUCACCUCAUCCCUACUUUUAGGCAGGAUUUCUUGAUGCUGAUCCCAAAAGACCACUCUUCUCUUUUUUAAAAAAUUUUCCAAAGAAAAUUCCAAGCCCUCCUAAACUUCUUCUUUCACAGCCUAGAUCCCUUUAUUGCAAAAUACUUGUAAUUUGUUAGUAAAGCAUUUAUCCCAUUUUUCAGCACAUAGUAAGUGCUCAACAGGGGCAUCUUUUACUGUUAGAUUAUUUUCAUUUUUGGUUAUCAUAUACCUACAGUUCCAGCCUAGAAAAAAAGCAGCCACUAGCUAAUCAUACAAGAUCCCCUUUUGUUGUUAAAGACUGGUUUAAAGAUUAAAGCUAUAUGACCACCAUCAUGAUCAAAAAAUUUAGUGGGUCCCACGUGUCCUGAUCAGAAGGCAGUGGUGUCAGUAACCAGAGCUUGCUGGCUGUCCCUUGUCUCCCAGACUUGUAUAGUCAAGAGUAGUGAAGUGGCCAGAGGGGGUCUCCCACAUUAUUCAGCUACAGAUACACACCCCUGGUUUUGCACUGCCUUUACUUUGGUGGUUCUAGGCUAAAUACAUUAUUUUGUCAGAAACCUUUCCUCUUUUUAAAUAUUUCUAGCAGAGUCUACCUCCAGCUACAGGAAUAAAUUUCACCAUCAAUCCCUCAAGGCUAUCUGUACAUGACACCACUGCAAAUGACCAAUUAAGUUGCACAGGAGAAAAAAAACCCCACAAACAUUUGGCAACCUGCUUAAUACUAGAUCCACAGUUUUCACCAGUUAGUUGUUCUGUGUCAUGUGCAGAUAUGUAGAUCCUGGGAGACAGGAUUAAAAGGUGAUCUCGAGAAUUCCUCCUCCCACGCCUAUAUUUGAUGAUUAAAACAUAUAUGGUUCCUCCACCUUGUGUCUGUGUCUUAGAUGUCCUUGACCAUUAUUAUAGAAGUGUCUUUAAUAGCAGUAUGUGCCCAACAUUGCUGUCUGUGGUCACUGUACCAUCUGUCUGCAAUCUUGAUAUCAGACACCUGACCAUGGGGCUCCCGGCAAGGACAGCCCCCCCCAAGAAUGCUCCCUCCCAGUCUUCUUGUGCACAGACUAUCAGCUGGCCAUGAAUGUGAGUGCCACUUGGUGGGGCAAAUUGAGGAAUGGAAGAAUAUUUCUUCUAACUUUGGUCAAGGCACUAAGUGUUAGACACUCUCAGGCAAUAAUGCAUUAUUGUCCUGAGGCCCAUGGAAAAAGGAACAUUGUCAAGUGCUAGGACACAGGAAAGAGAAGUCUUUGAGUUUCUCCAGUCCUAAUUAUUGACACAAAUGAGAAAAUGGACAUACAAAGGGGACAAAUGAUUUGCCCAUUGCAGGGCAAUUAGUGAGAAAUUCUGACUCUUCAUCUUGACUUCGUCAGUAUCAAGUGAAGGGAAAGAGGUUUUGGUCUGGGGUCCUUUGGGUACAAAAAAAGAAAGCUUGUGAAAGACGAAGAAAAGAAAAAUAUUUCUCAACACAAAACAAUAAAGAAGAUGCUUGCAUAGGUAUAUAACAGUCCACUGAUAAUGACCCAUGUUUUCCCCAGAAAUGAAGGAAAACCCUCUUAGUAAAUCACCAUUUGAUAAAUCAAUUUAGUUAUUGAUGGUUCACAGUUGACAAAAAUCUUAUCCAAUAAUCUAUCUUAAUAAAACUCUGUUUUAGUAAUAUGUAUGCAUAAGUUAGAAGCUGAAGGUUGAAAAUAGUUAUAGACUUUUCCUUAUGUAUAAUUUUCAGCAGGGGCCCCUUGAGUUAAGAAAUCCUUUCUGUAUUAUGCAUAAUUUCAAUGGCACACUUUAAAGUACUACAUUUAGUUCAACAUGCUAAGAAGAUGUACAAGUAAUAAUCACUUUGGUGAGACUUCCUUUCUUCAAAAUGAUAAACUGAGCAAUUUCCUGUAUAACUCUAGAUCGUAAAUCCUUUUAUCAUAUAAUUAUUUGUGCCCACAAGGCAAAGGUUUCUUCUUAGCUUCUACUCCUUCCUGAAUGUGUACAGUGGGGGUUUUGCUUACUAACAGAGUUGGGGCUGUGUACAUGUGGCUGAAGAGUCCAAAUGAGACACCCCAGGAUCUGAGGAUCUGGGCACCUUAGCUGGCUGUUUGACCUGUCUGGAUUCUGUGGCCCAAUAAAUCAAAGCCACAGAUGAGUUGAUGCCCAGGACCAAAAUAACUAAUUAUGUCUCCCUCACACUCUGACUGCUUUGCCACCUAAAUAUAACAUUUGAAAUGGGAAACAUCUUAGAAUGUCAUUAUUGAAGUAUGCAGUAUUUCUGAACAUUUAUUUUUAUUGUGGUAAUUUAUUGAAAAUAUGUAUUUGAAUAGAUACUUUAUGCUCUAUGAAGCUCAUUCUCUUGUUAUUGAUUACAGUGGAAUUACAGUGAAGAGCUUGUUGUGGAAUAACUGACUUCAGCUUAAGAUUACAUUUGGGUUCUGGAUUAGGACCUGAUUUAUGCCACUGAUUCAUCAGCAAAAAAAAAAAAGUAUGAAAUUAGGACUCUUCAAAAUACAAUUCUUUCUCCUCCCUCCAAAUCUUUAACUUGCAGUGUCUUGGGAUAAACCCAGCUUACAAAGAGUCAUGGGUGAUUCUGUUGUUUCCAGCACUUGGAAACCCAUAAUAUUAAUAUCUUGCAUAGUCACAUACACCAUUCUGACCAGAGUAGCUGAAUGUAUAUCAUCCAGUUAGUAUAAAAUGUUCAAGUUAUUAUGAUAUAUGGCAGUGUAGACACAGUCUUAGUGGCUCGAACAGUCAUCUCUUGGCCGGACUGACCCUUGGUUAAUCCAUAAGUGAGGAGUAAUUAGUCAAUCUAGUCAGAAUGGAUGCAAGCUCAAGGGCUAAGCUAGGAACAUGGCUUUAAUAUGCAUAACUCCAAAGUCAGCUCUUAAUUUCUUUUUCUGUAUUUCAAAUGAAGGGGCUAAUCAUAGGACAUUCAUGUUUAUAAAUAGAUAGACUGAGAAAUAGAGAAAUUAAAUGAUUUAUUCAGAUUCAAUUUGGGAGUCAUUCCCAGAGCCUGAAAUAAAAUACUCCUCAAGGAGUCUGAUUUCUCAGUCUCUAAGUCAUGUCCCAAAUAAGAGAUCUCCAACUAAAAUGAAACUAAUCAAAAAAGGAAAUUCAAAGGGCUAAAAUUCCCAGACGAACCCAGCAUAAGUGAGGUGAUCAGUUCCUACUAGCUGCCUCAUUCUGUUGGAGAAGGUGUGAGCAUCUUAAUGAAGUUUUUGCCAGGCUUCUUUCUGUAUAUGUGCACAUACCAAGCCUUUACUCUUCAGAAGAACCAAAUGACUCCUUUGAUUUCCCUUCUAUGUGAUUCAGUAACAGUUUUAGCUCUUUGAUACACUGCUAAGUGUUAAACAACUAACUAGCACAGGAGAACUGUCAUUUACCAAUUUCUGUGGUGUAAAUACUCUCAUCAUAGCCAGUUUCAAGCCACUAACUUAAUUUUAACCAGCUGAAAAUACAACAGUGUUUUCAAGAGCCAGUAUAAGCUGGCUUCACAAUGAGCCUCCUGGAGCACAGCACUGCCUGAACAAUUUUCAAGUCAGGGAGUAGCAAAUAGAAGAGGCUAGCAUUGGCUUUGGAGGGACACCCAAGUGCCCCUUUCCCACAGGGGAGCAUUUGCCACCUUGGACAGUUUCACCAAUUUUUAGUGAAAGACUAUUAUUUGGGCUGAGGUUGUAUCUCAAGUGUUUGAGCACUUGCCUAACAGGGGUGAAAUCUGGUGAAACUCCUCAGCACCACACACAAAAAACUUCACAUAGAUAUAGAUUUAGAUGUAGAUUAUAUAUAGAUAUAGAUAUAGAUGAUAUAGAUUUUAGACUACCACCCUAAAGGGUUCAAAAUAUAUCCUAGCCAUUUGCUGUCGGGAACCUCUCAACAGCUUCCUCAGUACCUUAGAUUAUCAGCAGUGGUUUUUCUAAUUUCAGAGUGACCUUCCAAGUACAUAAAUAAUCUCUAAUUUAACUGCCAGUUGAAACCAUUUUUGGCUGAUUUUUUUUCCAGUACUAAGGAUGGAACCCCAGAGCCUUCACACUGAGCCACAUACCCAUCCAGUUUUUUGUUUUUUUUUUUUUUUUUUAGAUAGGGUCUUUCUGAACCAUUAAGUUGCCGGGGCUGAACUCCUGAGCUCAAACUUGCCAUCUUUCUGCCUCAGUCUCCUAGAGUGUUGAAACUACAAUCUUGUAUCACCAUGCACAACUUCUUCUAUCUUUUUAAUCCUAUAGCCCAUUGCCUGGCUCCUCAAUUCUGUAGUUUGCCCUAUCCACUUGCUCGACUUCCUUCUGACAAAGCAUAAAAUUCAGAGGCAUCCAUAAAACAGGCCUACAAUGGCACAGGGGAAAAACAAGACACUUCUUCAGUUUAGCUGGUCCCAUGUACCUGUAGAAGCUCUGUGAUUUGUCUGUACCCCACCAAGGGGCACUCAGCUGAGCAUCAUUACUGGAAUCUGCAUAUGCACAUGGCGGUCUAUUUCCUUAGAGAAGUCAUUAAUGAUAAAAAAAAAAAAUUACUACUGAGCUGGAACACCUCUGGGCAACUUGAAUGGCUGAGUGGCCACACUGUAGAGCAAGUUGUCAGACAAUGCUUUGCACUUAGCUAAACUAAUAUAAAGCUGUAUCUGAAAAAAAAAAAUCUACCCACAAUCAUGUGGCCAUCCAGUCCUCUGGCACUGAGCAAGAGAGCUGCUGUCCUCCCUCACCACUGGUCAUGAGUGGACCAUUACUAAGUGUUUAGAAUUCACACACCCUGGCAAUACACAGAAUGUGCUUGCAAAUUAAAAAUUUUUCUGAUGGAAAUCAUUCUGAAGUGGGUAUAAUUAAAUCUUGUGGAAGGCAGUGCUGGGGAAAAAUACUUAAUUCCUCAGACACAGUGAUUGGACAUAGGUGUUUGUUCUGCAUUAGUGAACCAAAAUUAGAUCAUGAAGGACCAAAUCUACUUUCCUUGCUGUAGUAAAAUAUCUUGCAGGUUUUAUAAGGCAUUUCUACACUGUAAAUGUUUAAAACUCAAGUUGGAGAUUUUUUUAUACAGUAUUAUGUUUAAAAGACUAGGGCAUACCUCUGUUUUCUGUUCUUAACAAUCAUUGAAAUUAGCUUGUUUUUCUAUACUGAGCAAGCACAUUUUGCUUUAAAUAAAUCAGGUAUAUAUUUGAGUGUUUUUCUCUGUUUCCAAAGAGUUUUGUGUAGCUUGGGUACAAAGUACACUUUUGUUCUCUGGCUCUUCCUGAUGCCAAAGAGAUAAGCCCAUAGCUACAGGCACAAGAGACUUGGCAGGUAGGAAAUUUCCAGCAAAACCAGCCUUGUGGAACUAGCCAUGACCAUACUUUUAGCUAGGAAGAUAGGGAUGAAAAAUUGGUAGACAAUAAGAAAGAAGUUUGGUCAACAUAUAUAGGUGGAAUGAAGUCAUUAGGGCACUUACAAAAUGGAGGGAGAGGUUUCCCUUGAAAUACAAAAUCUAGACCAUUUUGUAAAACUUAGAGAAAGUGUACUUCACAUUAGAACUGCUGUUCAACCACAUUGCAAGAUCAGAUCUGUAGAUAAGCAGCCUUACAGCAAGACCCCUAAGAAGGAUUCAUGAUGGGCUGGGACUCAAUCACCAAGCAUCAGUCAUUAGCACUGAAAUUCUCCCAGGACACAGGAAAAACACACUGAAGAAUCACAACACAGGAUUAUUUAAUCAUCUGGGAUGGUCACCUAAGUCCAUAUCAGAACUUCACUAUCUCAUUACCACAGGUCUUGGUUUUAGAUCAACAUCCCCCCUGCAGAGAUGAGGCUCAGAAGGUCAAAGUGACAUCUCUGCUCAAUUGGAAUUAGAAUCUGGGUCUCCCAACCACUGAUUCCAUAUCAUACCAUUCUGCUUCUAUUCUUUAGGUAGGAAGUUGACAUUCCAUUGUGAAAGCAUAAAUUAGAAGUAAAGACAAGGGCCAAGGAUUUAACUCAGUGGUUCUGCUGCCUGCCUCGAAAGUGCAAGGUCCUGAGUUCGAUCCCCGGUACCAAAAAAAAAAAAGAAAGAAAAAUAGAAGUAAAAACAAAAGAAUACUUGUGAUAUUUUCUCUCAUUUUACCUACUGUGGUUUCACCAUUUCAUUUUAGUAUCAUGUUAAAGAAUAUUAGUGUAAAAAGAAGAGCAAAGCUCUGUGUGGAGUAAAUGAAACCAAGAGAUCAAAAGGCGGGAGAACAGUGAAUGUGAGUAACUAAAGAUGAGCAAAAAGAAUGUGUCAGGGAAAAGAAAUGCCUCUUAUGUUAUUACUGUGGAAUCCUCCCUCCACCACAGUUGACCCAUUUGUUUGAAAAAAUGCAUCUUAUGCUGAGAGACUUGUAAUGAAGACUUUGGCCCUUCUCAACUGCAUCAGAAGUUCCCUUGCUCUUUGGAAGAAGCCCUGGCUCUUAUGAAUCAGACUCACCUAUGUUGUGAGAGGUGGCCUCACCUGCCCUUGGAAACUCAAGUUGCUGCCAGAGGGUGAGGGACACAGACACCUGAAAGAAGCCAGUUCUGCUGGACUGAGGACCAUGUAAAUAUCUUCUGCCUUCUUGGUGAACAAGGAUGAUCAUCUUUCGUAGAGGUAAUUGCGUGUAUAUUGUGACUAGUGUGUGAAGAAACUGCAACAGUUUGCUUUAACAGCUCCCCAAAUGUACCUGUUAAGUGUGAAUGUGCCUGCCUCAUUGCCUCAUGUGCCAAACACAGUAAUGAAUGCAUUGUUUUUAAAUAAACUGUUUUAUUGUGCAUUGGAAAAAA
Messenger RNA from Heterocephalus glaber (naked mole-rat), 10707 nucleotides. RefSeq names its product ST8 alpha-N-acetyl-neuraminide alpha-2,8-sialyltransferase 3 (gene St8sia3). Gene Ontology annotation, biological process: N-glycan processing; oligosaccharide metabolic process. Lineage: Eukaryota; Metazoa; Chordata; Mammalia; Rodentia; Bathyergidae. Gene Ontology annotation, molecular function: alpha-N-acetylneuraminate alpha-2,8-sialyltransferase activity. The record is from RefSeq and is a predicted model, not a curated record.